CGUUCCGCCCGCCGCCCCUGUCGCCAGUCCCGCCUCCACCGGGGACGGAGCUUCGAGCUGAAGGCGGCGUGCCGGGCCACGGGGAGAAGGGUUCCCGUUUCUCGGAGGGCCAGGUGACGGUGGCGUUCUCCGUGAGGGAAGGUCGGACUGGGGCUGGGCUCGGUGACCGUGGUUGCCGUCUCGCCGCCGCCGUGAUUCUCCGGGGCGGGGCGGCCCCCAGGGGUAAGCGAGGUUCUGGUGUGCUCGGGCGGCACAGGAGCAGCCGCUUCCCGACCCGGGUAGCUGCCGGCGGAGGGGCCGUGGCUCGGUGCCGUUCCCGGCCUGCCCACCGGGGUACGCGGGACCCACAGCCGCACGAAUGCCCCGCCCGGGGCGGCCCGGCGCUGCUGGCUGGGGCGAUCCUAUGGAGAACAGGUGAGCCCUCUGUGGAGGGGACCAACACUCCUGCCAGGUCAGGGAAACAUGUCCCGUCGGAAACAGACCACUCCUAACAAAGUUCACUAGCAACUAUUCAACAGGAGCCAUCAGGAGCAGCAAGUAGGACCAUAAGAAAACAAAGGGAGUAAAGGAUACAAGAAACAUGUCAAUGGUGAUGUCUCCACCUUGGGAUGGAAAAUCUUGUCUGUCUUAUGAUGAACACCACCAAAUCGUUGGGACUUCUCUGUCUACCUAGCCUGCUGUAUAUCUGGAGGGCCCAGAAAUGCCAUGCAAUGCACUGACGAGGAUAAUCGGAGAGAGCAUCAGCUCCAAGAACUGGGUGAGCCAGCAGAAUGAGGAGUCAGGCUGAGACAUAGCAGACACGUUUCUGAGACUUCUUCACAGGGACUGAAGUGGUUGGGAGGAGAGGAAUAAAAGGGACAGCAGGGGAGCAAGUCUUUGCAGGGCUGGAGGAGCAAGCCCGCCAAGCCAUGAUGAAAAACAACUUCCCUGGAGCUUUUGGGGACCAAAGGCCAGCCAUACAUCCACUGCAAGAUCCCGACUCCAGCAGCAGUGGCAGUGACGAUGAGGAAACCACCCAGGAUGAAGUUUCUUCCCACACAUCUGAGGAGGAUGGCUCAAUGGUGAAAGUGAAGAAGGAACUGGAGAAUGCAGAACAGCCUGGGGCUGGAGCCCCACUGACCAGAGAAAACAAGGUCCCUGAGAGUUUGAAUGCUGAGCCUGUGCUGGGGCUGUCACAGUGCCCCCUCUGCCAGCUGGAGUGUGGAAGCAGAGAGCAGGUCAUUGCUCAUGUGUACCAGCACACUGCAGCUGUAGUGAGCGCCAAGAGCUACAUGUGUCCUGUAUGUGGCAGAGCCCUCAGCUCACCAGGAUCCCUUGGGCGACACCUUCUGAUCCACUCAGAGGACCAGCUGUCAAACUGUGCAGUUUGUGGAGCACGCUUCACCAGCCACGCCACAUUUAGCAGUGAGAAGCUGCCCGAGGUGCUCAGCGCCGAUCGCCUGCCAACACCACCGAGCCAGGGCCCCUCGGGCCUGGUGGAGAAGGACGUUUCCUUUCACAGCCCCGUGUACCCUGCAGGCAUCCUCCUGGUGUGCAACAACUGCGCUGCCUACCGCAAGCUGCUGGAGGCCCAGGCCCCUGGCAUGCGCAAGUGGGCUCUGCGGCGGCAGAACGAACCCCUGGAGGUGCGGCUGCAGCGUCUGGAGCGGGAGCGCACGGCCAAGAAGAGCCGUCGGGACAACGAGACGCCUGAGGAGCGGGAGGUGAGGCGCAUGCGGGACCGAGAAGCCAAGCGCCUGCAGCGCAUGCAGGAGACAGACGAGCAGCGGGCGCGGCGGCUGCAGAGGGACCGGGAGGCCAUGAGGCUGAAGCGUGCCAAUGAGACGCCGGAGAAGCGCCAGGCCCGGCUGAUCCGAGAGCGCGAAGCCAAGCGGCUCAAGCGGCGCCUGGAGAAAAUGGACAUGGUGCUCCGUGCCCAGUUCGGUCAGGACCCCUCUGCCAUGGCCGCUUUGGCAGCUGAAAUGAACUUUUUCCCCCUGCCAGUGAGCAACGUGGAGCUUGAGAGCCAGCUGCUGGGCAAAGUGACCUUUGAGGAGCAGAGCAACAGUGUGCUGCAUUAAGAUACAGCCACAGACUGUGCCACCUCUGCUGUCCCUGCCACAGGUGCACCAUGGGCUUCCACAUUCACGAGGCUGCUGUGGGUCCCUGUCUGACUCCCCCUGAAAGAUGGUUCUGGUUUGCUCCUGAACACAGGAGGGGAACAGAGCUGAGAGGUGGCUGUAAAAUGUAGCCAUAGUGGGAGCAGAUUCUGAGGGUACAGUCUGCUCUGGGGGCCAAGGCAUGGCCUGUUAACAGAGGGAAAAUAAAUGAAUGCUCACAUUUA
Molecule: messenger RNA, 2323 nt
Organism: Calypte anna (Anna's hummingbird)
Lineage: Eukaryota; Metazoa; Chordata; Aves; Apodiformes; Trochilidae
Gene: ZNF821
Product: zinc finger protein 821
Exons: 9
Coding region: 909-2060 (383 amino acids)
Biological process (GO): regulation of transcription by RNA polymerase II
Cellular component (GO): nucleus
Molecular function (GO): RNA polymerase II cis-regulatory region sequence-specific DNA binding; DNA-binding transcription factor activity, RNA polymerase II-specific
Source: RefSeq, a predicted model, not a curated record